Nezara viridula (southern green stink bug) is the source of this 5038-nucleotide messenger RNA. The record is from the annotation of a GenBank genome assembly. NCBI's taxonomy places the organism in Eukaryota, Metazoa, Arthropoda, Insecta, Hemiptera, Pentatomidae.
UCUGUGUGUGCCUUUUUAUUUAUUUAUUUAUUUAGUAGUAUAUAGUAUAUAGUGACCGACUUUAUUUAUUGCCGGACAUCUUCGGGGGACCACAGGAACUCCGGAUAUCGAACACUUAUUGGUUGUAAAUAGUUAAUGAUUCGGUAAUAAAACAAGAAAAAUCAUGGAGGACGCCCACUGUAAAACAGUGGAUGAAGUUUUGAGUUAUUUCAACGUCGACAGGGAAAAGGGUCUCACAAUUGAUCAGGUGAAGCGGAAUCAAGAGAAAUAUGGACCCAAUGAACUUCCAACAGAGGAAGGAAAAUCAAUAUGGCAGUUAGUAUUGGAACAAUUCGAUGACCUUCUAGUUAAAAUCUUGUUGUUAGCCGCAAUUAUUUCUUUUGUUCUAGCUUUAUUUGAAGAACACGAUGAAGAAGGUACAUCAAUUACAGCUUUCGUCGAACCUUUCGUUAUUUUACUUAUUCUCAUUGCCAAUGCCGUCGUUGGUGUAUGGCAAGAGAGGAAUGCCGAAUCAGCCAUUGAAGCCCUCAAAGAGUAUGAACCUGAGAUGGGCAAGGUUGUUCGUGCUGACAAAGCCGGUGUACAAAAAGUUAGAGCUAAGGAAAUCGUUCCUGGUGACAUUGUUGAAGUUUCAGUUGGUGACAAGAUCCCUGCUGAUAUCAGGCUGACCAAGAUCUACUCUACCACCCUGAGGAUAGAUCAGUCCAUCCUGACUGGUGAGUCUGUGUCAGUCAUCAAGCACACUGACCCCGUUCCAGACCCAAGGGCUGUCAACCAGGACAAAAAGAACAUCUUAUUCUCUGGUACCAAUGUUGCUGCUGGAAAGGCUAGAGGUGUUGUCAUGGGAACUGGCCUCAACACUGCCAUUGGUAAGAUCAGAACUGAAAUGUCUGAGACUGAAGAGAUUAAGACUCCUCUGCAGCAGAAAUUGGAUGAAUUUGGUGAGCAACUUUCCAAGGUCAUCUCUGUCAUCUGUGUUGCUGUCUGGGCCAUCAACAUUGGGCACUUUAACGAUCCCGCUCAUGGUGGAUCUUGGAUCAAGGGUGCUGUAUACUACUUCAAGAUUGCUGUAGCCUUAGCUGUUGCUGCCAUCCCUGAAGGUCUGCCUGCUGUCAUCACCACUUGUCUUGCCCUUGGCACACGUCGUAUGGCUAAGAAGAACGCCAUUGUUAGAUCUUUGCCAUCUGUAGAAACCUUAGGUUGUACCUCUGUAAUCUGCUCUGACAAAACUGGAACACUUACUACCAACCAGAUGUCUGUUAGCAGGAUGUUUGUUUUUGAGAAGAUUGAAGGAUCUGACAGCUCUUUCAGUGAAUUUGAAAUCACUGGAUCAACAUAUGAACCAAUUGGUGAUAUCUUCCUUAAGGGCUCUAAAGUUAAGGGAUCUGAAUUUGAAACACUCCAUGAACUUGCUACUAUCUGCAUCAUGUGCAAUGACUCUUCCAUUGAUUUUAAUGAAUUCAAGCAGGCCUUUGAAAAGGUAGGAGAGGCCACUGAAACAGCUCUAAUCGUCCUUGCUGAGAAAAUGAAUCCCUUCUCUGUUCCUAAGACUGGUCUUGAUAGGAGAACUGCUGCCAUUGUUGUCAAGCAGGAUUUGGAAACCAAAUGGAAGAAAGAAUUCACCCUUGAGUUCUCUAGGGACAGGAAAUCCAUGUCUUCUUAUUGCACACCACUCAAGCCAUCCAAGCUUGGCACUGGUCCCAAACUCUUCGUUAAAGGUGCUCCUGAAGGUGUUCUUGAAAGGUGUACCCAUGCCAGAAUUGGUUCCACCAAAGUUCCUCUUAAUGCUACUCUUAAGAACCGCAUCCUUGAACUCACUAGGCAGUAUGGUACUGGUCGUGACACCCUGCGUUGCCUUGCCCUUGCCACUGCUGACAACCCAAUGAAACCCGACGAAAUGGAUCUUGGUGACUCCACUAAAUUUUACACCUAUGAAGUUGGUCUUACAUUUGUUGGUGUUGUUGGAAUGUUGGACCCUCCCAGGAAGGAAGUCUUUGAUUCUAUUGUUCGUUGUCGUGCUGCUGGUAUCAGAGUAAUUGUCAUCACUGGUGAUAACAAGGCCACGGCUGAGGCCAUCUGCCGACGUAUUGGAGUGUUUGGUGAAGAUGAAGACACAACUGGCAAAUCCUAUUCUGGUCGUGAAUUUGAUGACCUUCCUUUAUCUGAACAAAAAGCUGCUUGUGCCAGGGCCAGGCUCUUCUCCAGGGUAGAACCUGCUCACAAAUCCAAGAUUGUUGAAUACCUCCAGAGCAUGAAUGAAAUCUCUGCUAUGACUGGUGAUGGUGUCAAUGAUGCUCCAGCUCUGAAGAAGGCCGAGAUUGGUAUUGCUAUGGGUUCAGGAACAGCUGUUGCUAAGUCAGCAUCUGAGAUGGUACUUGCUGACGAUAACUUCUCAUCCAUUGUAGCAGCUGUUGAGGAAGGCAGGGCCAUUUACAACAACAUGAAACAGUUCAUUCGUUACCUUAUCUCAUCAAACAUUGGAGAAGUCGUAAGUAUCUUCUUAACCGCUGCAUUGGGUCUGCCUGAAGCUCUUAUCCCUGUACAACUGUUGUGGGUCAACCUGGUUACUGAUGGUCUCCCAGCUACUGCCCUUGGUUUCAACCCACCUGACUUGGACAUCAUGGAGAAGCCACCAAGGAAAGCCGAUGAAGGUUUGAUUUCUGGCUGGUUAUUCUUCCGCUACCUCGCCGUUGGAGGUUAUGUUGGUGCUGCUACCGUUGGAGCUGCUGGCUGGUGGUUUAUGUAUUCACCGGAGGGACCACAGAUGACCUACUAUCAACUGACCCAUCACCUUUCAUGCCUCCCCGGAAACACUGAAUUUGCCGGCAUCGAUUGCAACAUCUUCCACGAUCCCCACCCCAUGACAAUGGCUUUGUCUGUUCUUGUCACGAUUGAGAUGUUGAAUGCCAUGAACAGCUUGUCUGAAAACCAGUCUCUGCUUACGAUGCCACCAUGGUGUAACAUGUGGCUCAUUGGCUCCAUGGCUCUUUCCUUCUCACUUCACUUUGUCAUCCUUUAUGUCGACAUUCUUUCGACUGUGUUUCAAGUCACUCCAUUAUCUGUUGAUGAGUGGCUGACGGUGAUGAAGUUCUCAAUCCCUGUUGUACUGCUAGAUGAGACAUUGAAGUUUGUUGCAAGGAAGAUCGCCGAUGGUAAGGGAUACUUGAGAACUUGUCAUGGCAUCGUCCUCAUGUGGUCUACCUUCUUCCUCAUCAUCAUCUUCGGCCCCCUUUAGUUCUUAGGGCUGGAAGCUUCCCACACAUGUCCCUUUUCCUUUCAAUGUUCCCUCUCUUUUGUCGUCUUUCUCAGGUUUUUAUACAUAAGUAAUACUGCUAAUAAAGGAACUGUGCAUAGCCGGCCAGGCUAAUGUGAUAUGCGUCAGUGCUGGAGGUGAUAUGCGUGUCAUGUGCUAGUGGACUUGUGAUACCAAUUUCUGUUUUAUCAUGUUUUUAACCCCGUUAGCUAAGAAGGAAGUAAUGCAAUUGGCAGAGAGCAUUGGAGUGAAGACAAAGAGGUUCACAGGACACCCCUCAUGUUUGCAAUAGCUUAUAUUACUAACUAUGUGUGCCUAAACUAACUGAUGUCAUAUCACUUGAGAACAACUCAACUAAACAUCAGGGUGUAAAAGAUGGCGAAAUGGGAUGAUCAAAAAGAAAAAUUUAAUAAAUGGGGAAGAAUAGUUUCUGUAAAUAGUCCAUUUCAUUAUUUAAUGUUAUUUUUCAUAAUAAAUAUGAUUUUGAAACCAAAAUUUGAUGGUCAAGAAUUUAUAUAUUUAUAAUCAUAAAUUAAUAGUAUAUAUUUUGUAUAUAGUUUGUAAGGAGGGAAUGAGGGUUUAAUUAUGGCUCUAAUAAGUGGCCUGUCCUUGAGUCAUUAGAAUAUUUUAAGAAAAAUUUUGAUUGAUAAAUUGAUUGUGAAAUAAUUUUUUUUUUUAUCCUAAAUCGACUUCAUUUAUGUUACAUUAUUGAGCUUUAAGCUUUGGAGUUGUUGUUAUAUUGUUUUUUGUCAAUGUAUCCUAUCACUUGCUGUCAUUAAAAAGGUACAGAAACCUGAUUGAUAGUAUUAUGUAUUUAUGUACUUGUGCAUUCGAAGGUACAGGCCAAGCUUGAUUGAUUGCUCCAUAAUAUCUUUAUUGUGAAAAUAUUGUCAGUAUGUCUAAAAAAAAACCUUCCAUAAAAAAUGUAGUUUAUAAUUAAUUGAUCAUAGAAGUAAUAUUUUUAGAUUGCCUUGAUUUUCAAACAUUAAACAGCUUCAACUUUUUUUUUUUCCUUUUUUUUAUUGCAUUUUAUUUAGAGCAUUUGGUUUAAAUUAUUGAUAAUGGUAACAAUCAAGCUGCUUAUUGGAAUUUAAUUUUUAAAUACAGGCAAUAGAGAUAUUUUUAUCUGCUUCAUAAAUGUAACCUGCAUCUUUCUGAAUUAAUCUUUUGUUUAUUAUCUGAUUUUUUCUUUUAUAUUUAUAAGUUUUAAGUAUGGUAAGCAAUUAACUAUCUGCCUAUUGUACUUAAAAGUACGCACGAAAUGCAGUAUGCUUUAUAUGAUCAAUAUUAAUUUUAUUUUGCAUAUUGUAUACCUCAAAGAAUGUGGCUGCAUUGGAACUAAGGUAUAAUUUUUCUACUUUGUUAACUUUUACGCUUUUUUUAUUUAUUAAUUUUGCCACUGGUUCUCAAUUUAGUCCUCAUUGUUAUAAUUUUCUGUGUUAUAUUUUAAAUGAAAUUAAAUGCUUGUUGUGACAUACUUUUUUCUAAAACUGAAGGAUAAAAUUCUAAAACAGCUAUUAAGAUAAAGUAGAUUCCCUCCAUUAUUACCUUAGCAGACUGAGGAGUAGAAUCAUUAAGGAAAAGAAUCAAGAUAAUUUAUUUUUAUUUGAUUAACUAUGUGGUUCCUAGUUUUUAGAAGUAUUAAUAUCAAAUAAAGUUGCCGACUUUAGUUGUUUGACACAUUAUAUUACUGUUUCAAAAGCCUCCUUUGCUGUUCUGACAAGUAUGAAUGCAGCAUAAAAAAAAAAAAAAAUAAUAAUACAAACAUUUUUUCAUGCUAAAUCA